UAGCAAAAUGUCCCACGAUGAGGUUGAAGUACAGGAGAAAUUCCUCCAGGAUAAUAGCCAAGCAAAUGGCAAGAAAUCUAAAGAUUUACCUAAAGAAAUUACUUGUGGCAUUUGGCACUUUAAAGGAUCCAAAUUACAAAGAUUUGCCACUGAGAAUAUGUUUAUGGUGUUGUAUGGGAUAGCUGGUUGCUUUUUAGCCAUGGCUUUCUCAUAUUCCAAUGGCACUAUCACAACAUUGGAGAAACGUUUCAAGAUACCCACCAAAAUAUCGGGACUCAUUUCAGUGGGAAAUGAUAUAAGUUCAGUGUUUAGUUCAGCAUUUUUGGCCUACUAUGCUGGACGAGGACAUCGUCCUAGAUGGAUAGCAGUGGGUCUACUCUUUAUGUUUGCUUUCUGUUUGAUGACGGCUCUGCCACAUUUUCUUUAUGGCGCUGGCGAGGAUGCUUUGAAGCUGGCCCAACAUUUAGAUACUUUGAAUUCCACCAAAGCAAAUGCCGAGGAUCUAAUGCUAUGCCAUAGGAAUUCGACCAGCCAAUGUGAAAUGAAAGAAACGAGUGCAUCAGUGCCCAUCAUUUUGCUAUUUAUGGCUCAGUUUAUAUCUGGCAUUGGUGGUGCUUUAUUUUUCACUUUGGGACUCCCCUAUAUGGAUGAUAAUUCAUUGAAAUCCAAGACGCCUUCAAUGCUGAGUUGGUCUGCCUUCUUGCGGAUGCUGGGACCAGCUGCUGGCUAUUCCCUGGCCUCCUUUUGCCUCCGUCUCUAUAUUGAUCCAUGGGAAGUGCCAUCGAUAAAGAAUUCCGAUCCCCGUUGGCUGGGAGCUUGGUGGUUGGGUUGGCUAAUUUUGGCCGUGACUAUGUUAAUUUCAGCAAUUGUUAUUUACAUGUUUCCCAGAGAGUUGCCCAGUGCCCAUGCUCGACGUUUGAAAUCCCAAGGAGAGUCCGAAAAGAAGGAGGCCACAGCUGAGCUGUCGCUGGCCGGAAUGAUGCAGUGCCUCAAGCGUUUGUCCAAGAAUCGGGUCUAUGUAUGCAAUACAAUUGCAUCGACUUUUUAUGUCUUUGGCUAUCUGCCCUAUUGGAUAUUCACGCCCAAGUACAUUGAGACACAGUACAGACAAACGGCAGCUACUGCCAGCAUGGCAACUGGACCAGUUGCUCUAGGAUUCUCUGCAGCCGGAGUCCUGCUUACUGGUUUUGUGCUGUCAAAGUAUAAACCAAGUGCCAGAUGGAUGGCUGCUUGGAAUGGCAUUGUGGAUGUACUGACUAUAGCCGGAAUCCUGUGCUAUGUGGCCAUUGGUUGUGAGGAGAGUGAUCGGGCCAAUACCCUAUCGUCAUUGACCUCCAAAGCAGACAAUUGCAGUUUGUCCUGCCAUUGUGAUUAUGUGCCCUAUUCACCGAUUUGUGGAUCACAGAACUUUACCUAUAUAUCAGCCUGUCAUGCGGGUUGCCAGCACAAAGAGAUUGAUGCAAUGGGUCGCACAAUCUAUACCGAUUGCAAGUGCAUGCCAUCGGUAGCAAUAGACAUUAAGGAUGCAGGAGAUCCUCAGUUGCCCUUUGCAGUGGAUGGUCCUUGUCCAGUGGAUUGUCAGCGACAAUUUCUUAUUUUCAUGGUUGUAAUGUGUCUUCUCAAAUUUAUUGGAUCCACUGGACGUGUCACUAAUCUACUCCUGGCUCUACGUUGUGUUCCACCUGAAGACAAGACCUUUGGUCUUGGAUUUGGCCACGUCGUUGUUUCAAUCUUUGCCUUAAUACCCAGUCCCAUUAUAUUUGGUUGGAUUUUGGAUUACUAUUGUCUGGUCUGGGGCAAGACCUGCUCGAACAAAGGCAAUUGCUGGCUCUACGAUACCAGAUCUUUAAGAUAUGUCAUGAAUUUGAUAUCUGCCACAUUUAUAUUCCUGGGAUGCUUUGGCAAUAUUGCCGUUUGGUAUUAUGCCAAGGAUUUGGAAAUAUUUGAUGAGAAUGAAGGCAAGCCAAAGGAGCCAGAAGAAUUGGAACUGAAGGAUAAGGAAGAUAUUAUGUUAGAAUAAAGAAGAAUUAUAGUUAAAUUUCGUUUGUUUUGAUUUGAUAAGCUAAAAGUAAAGUAAA
Molecule: messenger RNA, 2078 nt
Organism: Drosophila willistoni
Lineage: Eukaryota; Metazoa; Arthropoda; Insecta; Diptera; Drosophilidae
Product: solute carrier organic anion transporter family member 74D
Exons: 7
Coding region: 8-2020 (670 amino acids)
Biological process (GO): sodium-independent organic anion transport; transmembrane transport
Cellular component (GO): membrane
Molecular function (GO): protein binding
Source: RefSeq, a predicted model, not a curated record